Drosophila hydei is the source of this 903-nucleotide messenger RNA. It is a transcript of the gene RFeSP, whose product is annotated as cytochrome b-c1 complex subunit Rieske, mitochondrial. Gene Ontology annotation, biological process: mitochondrial electron transport, ubiquinol to cytochrome c. The transcript is spliced from 3 exons. The record is from RefSeq and is a predicted model, not a curated record. Gene Ontology annotation, cellular component: membrane. Gene Ontology annotation, molecular function: 2 iron, 2 sulfur cluster binding; quinol-cytochrome-c reductase activity. Bases 120 to 803 code for a protein of 227 amino acids. Lineage: Eukaryota; Metazoa; Arthropoda; Insecta; Diptera; Drosophilidae.
CAGGCUGCGGUCACACUGGUUUUCACAGCAACAGCAAAGCAAGCGGACGACGUUGGUCUCGUCAACGAGAUUUUCGAUACAAAAACAAAUAGAGAAAUAACAAAAACCCAAUACGCAAGAUGAUGAAAGCCGUGUCCUGUGCCUAUGUGCGCGCUAGCGCACAGGCGCUGUCUAACAGCCUGCGGGCCACCGGAGUAGCCGUUGCCACACGUCAGGCCCACAGUGAUUUGCAGGUGCCUGAUUUCACGGCCUACCGUCGUGAUUCCGUGAAGGAUACGCGUCGUCGCAACGAAACCGCCGAGGAGCGCAAAGCCUUCUCCUAUCUGUUGGUGGGUGCCGGAGCCGUUGGCGGCGUCUAUGCGGCCAAGGGCAUGGUAAAUGCUUUUGUUGGCUCGAUGAGCGCUUCGGCUGAUGUCUUGGCCAUGGCUAAGAUUGAGAUUAAGUUAGCAGACAUAGCGGAAGGCAAGUCGGUGACGUUCAAGUGGCGCGGCAAGCCUCUGUUCAUCCGUCAUCGCACCCCAGCAGAGAUCGAAACGGAGAGGGGCGUUCCCACUUCCCAGCUGCGUGAUCCCGAGACAGACGAUCAACGUGUGGUCAAGCCUCAGUGGCUGGUUGUCAUUGGCGUCUGCACGCAUUUGGGCUGUGUGCCAAUUGCGAAUGCCGGAGAUUUUGGUGGCUAUUAUUGCCCCUGCCAUGGCUCCCAUUAUGAUGCAUCAGGUCGCAUCCGCAAGGGCCCAGCGCCAUUGAACCUGGAGGUGCCCACCCACGAGUUCCCCGAUGAGACCACCCUGGUCGUUGGUUAAAGCUCCUUUAAAAGUUGUUUACGUUUAAGCAAAAGCCCCCGCGACAGCAAAAGUAAAGGAAUGGAUGGAAUGUAAAUUAAUAAAAAAAAACCAGACAAAA